This is a messenger RNA of Rattus norvegicus (Norway rat), 6603 nucleotides long. The record is from RefSeq and is a predicted model, not a curated record. Lineage: Eukaryota; Metazoa; Chordata; Mammalia; Rodentia; Muridae.
UUUAUAUUUUUCUGUGACUAUGCAUAUGCAUUACGAACUGGGAUGCACACAUGUUCUGACAUGCAUGUGGAAGGUCACAGGAUGAUACUAUGGAGUUGGUUAUCUCUCUCACUCUACAUGAGUUUCAGCUCAUCAGGGUAGCAUGACAGGCCAUCCCUGUAGACCCCAAGUCUCUUCUUUAUUCCCUUUCUUUAUUCAGCUUCUCUGUUAUCUUUCCUGACUAACCUUCAAUUUCUUUGAAGUGACUGAAAACACAAAGUUCUAGAUAGAUGUACAGUGUGAAAUCUGUUAGAAAUUUUGUUAGGAAAAAAGCUGAUUUCAUGCUUUUCAGACAUUCCUUAAUGUCACAUUUGUUGGUGUUAAUUUUUAAUAUUUUUAUUACUUUUAAUUGCUUGUGUGUGGCAGGAGGAAUCUGUGCAUGUUAGUGCAAAUGCCUUCAGACCCCCUGGAGUUAGAAUGUGAGGCAGCUGUGAAACAUGGGUGUGGGCAGUUGGAACCUAACCUGGGCCCUGUAGGAGAGGCCUGCAUUCUGACUCAAUGAGCCAUCUCUCCAGCCUUACAUACUGUUAUUUAUAAAUAAUGCCACUGUAUUGCUGAUUUUUAUUUGGCACAUUAUGAUUCCCAGACAUUUUAUUCUGUGUGGCCAGAUUGUUUUUGUAACAACAAGUUUCUAUUUUCAAACAGAUCUAGAAUUUUGGAAUGAGUACUUCUGAGUGCUUGGAAAACAUUCCUAAUGGCAAUAUCCCUUCAGUUUAUACUCCUUUACCUCUGUGAGAACUGCUGAUGCUCUGCUGUGGGUUAUAGCUCUACAUUACUAAAACUGUUUAUACUUCUGUAGAAUCCUGAAGCCUUGAUGGACACUGAAGGUGUUUACAGAGGACACCUGAAACAUUUUAGCCUACCAGAUGCUGUACAGGUCUCUAUAGACAGAAAGACUUAUCCUAUCCCCUUAGAGACUGGUGGUGGUAGCAGAGCACUGUGAGCGGAGUUUGGAAGACCUUCUACGGGAAAGGAGACCUGCAAGUCACUCAGCAGUUCUGUGCAUAGCAUAUGAGGUACUUGAGGGCUUGCAGUACUUGAACAAGCAUGGCAUAGUACACCGGGCCUUGUCUCCUCAUAAUAUCCUGUUGGAUCGGAAGGGUCACAUUAAACUGGCUAAAUUUGGACUUUAUCACAUGACAGCCCAUGGCGAUGAUGUCGAUUUCCCAAUAGGGUACCCCUCAUAUCUGGCUCCUGAGGUGAUUGCACAAGGAAUUUUCAAAAGCACUGAUCAUGUGCCCAGUGAAAAGCCAUUGCCCUCCGGCCCCAAAUCAGAUGUAUGGUCUCUUGGGAUAAUUUUAUUUGAGCUUUGUGUGGGAAGAAAAUUGUUUCAGAGCUUGGAUAUUUCUGAAAGACUAAAAUUUUUGCUUACUUUGGGCUGUGUGGAUGAUACUCUAAUCGUUCUGGCUGAGGAGCACGGGUGUCUGGACAUUAUCAAGGAGCUUCCUGAAAAUGCGCUCAGUAUUUUGAAGAAGUGCCUCACCUUCCAUCCGCCUAAGAGGCCAACCCCAGAUGAGCUAAUGAAGGACCAGGUGUUCAGUGAGGUGUCACCUUUGUACACCCCCUUUAUCAAGCCUGCCAGCCUGUUUUCAUCUUCUCUGAGAUGCGCUGAUUUAACUCUGCCCGAGGAUAUCAGUGACGUGUGCAAAGAUAUAGAUGAUGAUUACCUGGCGGAGAGAUCUAUUGAGGAAGUUUACUACCUUUGGUGUUUGGCUGGGGGAGACCUGGAGAAGGAGCUGAUAAACAAGGAAAUUAUUCGAUCCAAACCACCUAUCUGCACACUUCCGAAUUUUCUCUUUGAAGAUGGAGAAAGUUUCGGACAAGGUCGAGAUAGAAGCUCACUCUUAGAUGACACCACUGUCACGUUGUCUUUGUGCCAGCUAAGAAACAGAUUAAAAGAUGUUGGCGGGGAAGCAUUUUACCCAUUGCUUGAAGACGACCAGUCAAGUUUACCGCACUCGAACAGCAAUAACGAGUUGUCUGCAGCUGCUUCCCUGCCUUUAAUCAUCAGAGAGAGGGACACAGAGUACCAACUAAACAGGAUUAUUCUCUUUGACAGGCUGUUGAAGGCUUACCCAUACAAAAAAAAUCAAAUCUGGAAAGAAGCAAGAGUUGACAUCCCUCCACUUAUGCGGGGUUUAACCUGGGCUGCUCUUCUGGGAGUUGAGGGAGCUAUUCACGCCAAGUACGAUGCCAUUGAUAAAGACACUCCGAUUCCCACAGACAGACAAAUUGAAGUGGAUAUCCCCCGCUGUCAUCAGUAUGACGAACUCUUGUCAUCACCAGAAGGCCAUGCAAAGUUCCGGCGUGUGCUGAAAGCUUGGGUAGUUUCUCAUCCUGAUCUUGUGUACUGGCAAGGUCUUGACUCACUCUGUGCUCCAUUCCUGUAUCUAAAUUUCAACAAUGAAGCUUUGGCGUAUGCAUGCAUGUCUGCUUUUAUUCCCAAAUAUCUGUAUAACUUCUUCUUGAAAGACAACUCACAUGUAAUACAAGAGUACCUGACUGUGUUCUCCCAGAUGAUCUCCUUCCAUGAUCCAGAGCUGAGUAAUCACCUCAACGAGAUUGGCUUCAUCCCUGAUCUCUACGCCAUCCCGUGGUUUCUCACCAUGUUCACUCAUGUAUUUCCACUGCACAAAAUUUUCCACCUCUGGGAUACGUUAUUGCUUGGAAAUUCCUCUUUCCCAUUCUGCAUUGGGGUGGCUAUCCUCCAGCAGCUCCGGGAUCGUCUUUUGGCUAAUGGCUUCAAUGAAUGCAUCCUUCUCUUCUCCGACUUACCAGAAAUUGACAUUGAACGCUGCGUGCGAGAGUCGGUCAAUCUGUUUUGCUGGACUCCUAAAAGUGCUACAUACAGGCAGCAUGCUCAGCCUCCAAGGCCGGCCUCUGAGAGCAGUGCCGUCAGAAGCUCAUCAGCGCCUUACUUCUCUGCCGAGUGUACUGACCCUCCAAAAACAGACCUGUCAAGAGAAUCCAUCCCUUUAAGUGACCUGAAAUCGGAAGUGUCACCGCGGAUUUCAGCAGAGGACCUGAUUGAUCUGUGUGAGCUCACGGUCACAGGCCACUUCAAAACCCCCACCAAGAAAACCAAGUCCAGUAAACCCAAGCUCCUGGUGGUUGACAUCCGAAACAGUGAGGACUUUCUUCGAGGUCACAUUGCAGGCAGCAUCAACAUCCCUUUCAGCGCAGCGUUCACAGCGGAAGGAGAGCUCAGCCAGGGCCCUUACACCACCAUGCUGCACAGCUUCAAGGGGAAGGUCAUUGUGAUUGUGGGGCACGUGGCUAAGCAAACAUCCGAGUUUGCAGCUCACCUUGUGAAGAUGAAAUAUCCAAGAGUCUGCAUUCUAGAUGGCGGCAUUAACAAGAUCAAGCCAACGGGCCUCCUCACGGUCCCCUCUCCUCAGAUAUGAAGGACUGAGUGCCUGGCUGACAAGACAGAGUGCCAUCACCCCUCACAGCCCAUCUAACUGGGACACAAGUGGACACCCAGACCACUGCAUUGUGACAUUUUCUCAUUUACUUUUAUAAAUCGUGACUCAAAUGGUCACCUAUCUAGGCAAGAAAUUUGAUUAUACAUGUAUUGCUGAAAGAAUUUCAGUAGUGAAAUCUGAUCAUGAAGUAUUUCCACACUGCCACAUACAGCCAGAGGAAUUCAGCUAACAGGGCAGAUUGAGCACUAUCAAGAGUCCAAGAUGAACUGAGAGAGCUGCCGUCCACUGCCCUGAGCAGACUGUCCUAACAAAGGUGUGCAGAGAAUUUGAUGUAUUCACCACCUCUUGACAGCAAAAAUUAGAAAGCUAGUCACAGUAGAUGUAUUUGGUAACUCACAAACAAGGGUUGUGUCUGUCUGUCUGUCUGUCUGUCUGUGUGGUGCACGUGUGUUUAGUCCAUUGUGAAAAGUGGUAGCAGAUUCUCAGAGAGUGGAAUUUCAGAGUCUGGCCAUAUUUGAUAGCAUAUUUGUCCACAUCCUAUAGCAGGAAAUUGAAAGAAUGACUCAAACAGCUUUUCUGAUCUAGCACACUCAAGUCUUCAUGGACAGAGACUGCUUCCUUACCCACAUAAUGGUACAGAGCUGAUAUCUCCUACUGCUUUACUACAGAGGAGUUCUCUUCUUGUGAAUAAAAACAGCUCCUUAGACUGGGGCAACAUACACAGGUCUAAGCCAGGUGGUCUCCCGGUGCUGAGAGGGGGAAAUGGACACAAGCCCUGCCCCUCACUGAGACGCUAUCUCCCGUUGAUAACCACUCUCAAAGAAACAAAUAGUUUCUCCAAAGGAGUCUCACUGUGGAUACAAACCACACUUAGAGUCAGACUCCAUGCCCGCAGUAGAUGACCAGCAAAUAUGAACUCAAGUGUAGUUUUAGAUUUUUUUAUCUGAUACUGCUUUGUUUGGGCAUUUUUUUUCCUUUAUUUUUUAUAUGGUAUUAUCUCUGAUUUUGUGUUUUUAUUGGUUUUGUUUGUGUGUAUGUGUAUAUAUGUGUAUUUCUUUGUGCUAUUUUUGUUUGUUUUGUUUUAUUCUGAUUUGUUUUCUAAAUAAUGAAAAAGAAGGCAUAGAGUUGGAAGGGUGGCAAAUGGGAGACAAUAAGGUAGAGGAAACUGUGAUCAGAAUGAAUUGAAGAAAAAUUAUUUUCAAUUAAAAAAACCUGGCUCCUCAGCUCCCAUCAUUAUAUCUGCAGUCUAGAAGAACGAAAUGAAAGAGGGAAGGAGAGACAGAAAGAAGGCAGAGAAAUAAGGAAGAAACGUCAACAGGGAAGGGAAGAGUUAUUUCCCUUCCCUUCAAAGACAUGGGCUGAUGCUGGCAUUCUCCCUCCACAGCCAGAAUGGUGGCAGGCCUGGACACACAUGAUGGCACCCAGGGAAUGGUGAGGGAAGCUGAGGUUGCAGGCCCUGGCUGAAAGCCAUCUCCCCAGCUCCGAAAGCCGUCUACAGUGUGAGGAGAAGAAAACAUGUUCAAGCUCUAUAGAAUCUAAAAAUCCACAAUUGUAUGAUACCACAAAUAUGAAAACAGAAAAACUAAGGCAUUUCAUCAUUUGUAAGAGGAACUUUUUUCAGAUUUCUGAAAUGGCAACGUAUAUAAUAAGUGAAAUAUGUCCUUUGACUAUUUGCAGUGUUGUUUCAAAAGUGGUCACUCCGUCAGUGUGAAGGCUGUCUACUCUGAACAGUAACUUCAGGCCCUAAGCCGUGAUUUCCUGCUGCUGUUGCUGUCUUUAUUUUGUUUGCAUCUGUUUUUAAUUUUGUGAGUACGGACGUGUGGGUUCAGGUACCUGUGCAUAUGGUGUCAUCUACUCAUUCUCCAACUUUCUUUGGUAUUUUUGAUGUGGGAUGUAGACUAGAAUGCUAAUUAACUUACCAAUAGGCCAGCAGGACCUGAGGUCCUGCUGUAUUCAACCUCCAGCACUAGGACUACACACAUCACCACCACGCCCAACUACUUAUUGGGUUCUGGGCAUCUGAACUCAGGUCUUCAUACUUGAAAGGCAAGUGCUCUACCCACUGAGCCAUCUCCUCAGCUUGCGUCUAUGUAAAAAUAUACUUUGCAAACUAUAAAAUUUACCUUUUUAUUAUAAGUGAAUCAGUCAUUUAUUAAUUCGUAACAUUGUACUGUAGUUACCUCUAGUAUUUGAUUCCAGAACAUUUUCAUGACCCCAAACCAAAAUACUGUAUUUAUUUGCAGCCAUUUUCCAAUAACCUCUACUUGGUCUUUGAUUUCAGUUUCGUGCUUGGAGUAAGACAGAGACUUUUACAUGAAGAUAUCCAGGUCAAUUAAAUUAUACUUGGUUAUUCAUCAAACAUCUUUUGAAUUAUCUAUUAUGUAAGAUACUAAUGUGACCAAUAACUAUCAUUUUGUGAUCCUUACAUAAUUUGUAAAGAAAAACAAGCAGACUUGGAAAAAAAUGACUACCAUUGUCCAACACCAUUUUAGAUCAACAUGAACCUUGUCAGUGCCCCUGGUUUUCCUCGGUCUUUGGUGGUUUAACUGUCUCCAUAGUAAGAAUGCAGCACUGAAAAUCACCUCAGAAGAAUUGCACCAGAUCUUAACUUUCUCUUACUGAUAGAGCAGAGAAGGGGGAACAGAGUGGCCAAGGUUUGACUGAGCAGAGUGACAAAUGGGAGAGGACGAAGACAUGAGCAUUGUAAGGGAAAUGUUCUAACGUAACAUUCAGAGUGUCUAAUAUUGUCAACUUGACAGGCUCUACUCUCACCUAGGAGACACUCCUCUAGGCGUGUCUGUGAAGGAGUUUCCGUAUUGGGCUAAUUGAAGUGGGAUGCCCCACCCUAACUAUGAGUGGUCCUAUUUCAGUAGCUGCAGUUCAGGAUGGAACAAAGUAGGAAAAGAACACUGAGCUCUGUCAUUCAUCUCCCUGUGUCCUGACUAGGAUGUAAAGUGGCCAGGCUUCUGUUAUCACUACUUUCCUUCUUUGAAAUUCUGUAUGCUAAAAGUGUGAGCAAAAAUACCCCCUAUUCUACGCUGUUUCUGUCAUGUUUGCCCCAGAAACAGAAAAAGUAAUACAGCAUGCUAACCUGUUGCAGAUCAUAUCAAUAAAGUUGACCUUAGCAACUGUUCUUAAA